AUGGCUGAUGUUAAAAAAGAGUGGUUAAAAGCCGAAAUCGAGGAAUUAAUUAUUAUGUACCAGGGCAAACCGGUAUUGUGGGAUGUUACAAGCAACAUUUAUAAAAACAGGGUGAAGAAACAAGAUGCCUACCAGGAAAUGGCAGAAGAAUUUAAUACGACAAUAGAAGAGAUUCAAAGGAAAAUUCACAACUUGCGAAACCAAUUUAACAGUGAAUUUAAAAAAAGCAAAAAAAAAAACAAUCCGGCCAGGGACGCAACCGAAAACAACACGCCAUCUGACAACCAAGGUAUAAUAACAUUGGAACAGUCUGCCGAAGAAAAUCGAUCUGACGCCACACCUAAGUCGCAAAAUAAUGAGCCUAAUCCCAGGAAGAAGAGAAAAAUUGAAGUUUGUGAUAAAAAUAAAUUAAUCAUGCAAAAAGCUAUACACGCAUUGUACGAAGAAGACGAUGUCUAUGAUGUUUUUGGCAAAUAUGUUGCAUCCGAAAUGAGAAGUCUCUCUUCUGAAUAUUUACGUAAAAAAAUGAAAAGACAAUUUCAGGAAGUUAUACUGCGCAUAAAUGAAGAAGAUGAGCUACUAUCAAGCCCCACAUCUCAUCACAGCUAUAGCAAUCCAUAUUCAGUUGCUUCGGUUCGUGGAUAUGUGGGGUCUCCAGAACAUUCUGCACACUAUACAACUUUAUUACAAUCAUCAGACACCUUAGCACAGGGGUCGGUAACCUUAUCCAGCAUUGGCCGAGGUACUGGACAAGAUUUGGUAUUGUUCGCGUGGCCUCCCAGGUCUCCCGACCUUACACCAUGCGAUUUUUACCUGUGGGGUGACAUUAAAGAUAUGGUUUACAUACCACCUCUGCCACCAACAUUGGGUCAACUCCGGGACCGCAUUACUACUGUUAUUAACAAUAUCAAUCGAUACAAAUUGCAGCGUGUAUGGGCCGAACUGGACUAUCGUUUGGACAUAUGUCGUGUGACAUAA
Photinus pyralis (common eastern firefly) is the source of this 978-nucleotide messenger RNA. RefSeq lists its product as uncharacterized. The record is from RefSeq and is a predicted model, not a curated record. Gene Ontology annotation, molecular function: nucleic acid binding. The transcript has 3 exons. The coding region runs from base 1 to 978 and encodes 325 amino acids. NCBI's taxonomy places the organism in Eukaryota, Metazoa, Arthropoda, Insecta, Coleoptera, Lampyridae.